Messenger RNA from Cantharellus anzutake, 303 nucleotides. RefSeq lists its product as uncharacterized. The annotation marks the transcript as partial. NCBI's taxonomy places the organism in Eukaryota, Fungi, Basidiomycota, Agaricomycetes, Cantharellales, Hydnaceae. The transcript has 2 exons. The record is from RefSeq and is a predicted model, not a curated record.
AUUAUUUCCUGGUAUGGAGAUGAUGACCCAGCCAACCCUAUGAACUGGACGCCCACGAAGAAGGCAUUCGUCACGUUCUGUUUGUGUCUCCUUACUUUUUCCAUUUACAUCGGAAGUGCCACUUAUACGCUCGUACUUCGCUCCGCUGAAAUCCCAAUUCCAUCCAAACGGGGAGAAAUUGGUCUGGCCAACUUGGAAUUUGGCGUCCCUCUUACAGAUGCACAGCUCGGCCUCACACUCUUCAUUGUUGGUUAUGGAAUCUUCCCUUUUCCUCUAUCUGUGGCCGCAGCAAACCGUAUUUGA